GAUACACUCAUAAACACAGUUUGGAAAAAUUGAAAACAAACUCGAAAUGACUGACAUGAUAUGAGAUGAGCCUAUGUAGUUGAAUCGAACACUUUGCUUAACUUGAUUGAGGCAGAUGAUACAAAGGAUUUCAGAUUGUUGUUAUAGAUUAAAACUGAAUCAAUGUUUCUCGAGUGUGAUACAUUUGGUGAUGACAGCAAAGUUGCCUAAGACUGACAGAAGGGACAGCCAUAACAAACCUUCAAUAUCAAAGACAUCAACAAGUCUCAGAAGUUGAUGUAUAAAUUCAAUUAGAAACUUGCACAGAAACAUCCACCUUUUAAUUUGAGGUUUCAUACAAUCAUCGACAUUUUUGGAAGUGUAUGCCUUGCUUUAUUUCAGUCAUCCUUGUAAGCUAUUGAAUGUGUCUGCCUGUCCGUCCUCCUCCUCCUUCUGCUCCGAUUCAUUGACAAUCUGCCCGAUUAGGAGACACAUCAAAAGACCAGGCGACGGCGGACGCAGUACGGUUUUUCUCAACCUCCCUCUCCUGGACUUUAACCCAUAUGGAGUUUCAUUGAAGACUUUAGAGUGAAUUAAAACGUUUUAUUUCGGGCCCCUGUGGUUGAACGGGAUCCAUACAGUCAUAUUGUCCCAACAUUUGUCGCCGUUUUGUUUGGUUAUUAGAUAUCAACCGGAGCCUGCCUGUGCUGCUGACUGAAGGAGCCGAGCCCAUGCGGACUGUAAGCCAUCUGACCUAGCCUAAACUCUUAUCAAUGAAGCAGGAGAUCAUGGCGGAGGGUCCCCGGUGUAAGAGGCGAAAACAACCAAACCCACAGAGAAAGAACGUGCUGACAUAUGAGAAUGAGGUGGAGAUGAGCUCUGAGACAGACGAGGAUGACAAGAAGCUGCUCUCAGAGGAGAAUGGCCUGACCAAUGGGGAGGAGGGUGGUAUCCCUGCUGGAGGCAGCGUGCCGAACCUGGAGAAAUCACCCAGGGUGGGCCACGCCCUGCUGUCCUACAGGGGUGGAACAGAGGGAUCAGAGGGCGGGGACGGGCGGCAGAGCCACCACCACGCCUGCCGCCUGGGAGACAACCAACACAGACACCUCAAUGGGACUGAUGAAAGGAAGGAUGAAUAUGAUCCCUUGGGGCCAGAGGGGUCUCUUCACUCUGUAGGAAGUGGUACAGUUAAUGGAAUGGAUGGGGUGUCAGAGCUUGACGACUACUUCACUAAGUGUAGUAAACUGGAGGAGAGUGACGGCCUCUCGGCCAGCAUCGCUGAAUACCUCCAGCGUGGCGACACCGCCAUCAUUUACCCAGAAGCCCCAGAGGAAGUGACACGACUCGGAACUCCCGAAACCAUUGGGCAAGACGAAAACGAAAACGAACUGUCACCUGGGACUCCAGAUGCUUUCACCCAACUGUUGACCUGUCCUUACUGCGACCGGGGCUACAAGCGGCUGACAUCGCUCAAGGAGCACAUCAAGUACCGCCAUGAGAAGAAUGAGGAGAGCAUACCCUGCCCACUGUGCAGCGAGACCUUCUCACACCGAACACUGCUGGAGAGACAUAUGGCCAUGCACAAGCCAGGGAUCGAUCAGCCCCAGCUGCUGAGUGAAGGGGCCGGCAAUCGCAAGUUCAAAUGCACUGAGUGUGGAAAAGCCUUCAAAUACAAGCAUCACUUGAAGGAGCAUCUUCGCAUUCACAGCGGCGAGAAACCAUACGAGUGCUCCAACUGCAAGAAGCGUUUCUCCCACUCCGGCUCCUACAGUUCCCACAUCAGCAGCAAGAAGUGUGUCGGUCUGUUCUCCGUCAAUGGACGAGUAAGUAAUGGAGGAGGCAACGCCAAGGCUGGCUCCUCCCCUAACUCCACCGCCUCCUCCCCGGGAAGCCCCGCCCUGGCUCUGCUCCGCCACAAGCUGGAGAACGGCCGCCCCAUGGGGCUCCAAGACCAGCAGGGCCACCUGGACAUCAAGGCAGAGCCAAUGGACUUAAACGACUACCGGCUACUGAUGGCCUCCCAGUAUGGCGUCGGAGGACCAGGGGGCUACAUGAAUGGAGCCUGCCGAGGAGGCAGCCCCCUGGGGGUCCACAGCUCAUCCCAGAGCCCCCUGCAGCACCUGGGUGGAAUGGGGUUGGACCUGCCCCUGCUGGGAUACGGGUCCUUGGGGAACAACCUGAGCGAGGUGCAGAAGGUCCUCCAGAUUGUGGACAACACGGUGUGUCGGCAGAAGAUGGAUGGGAACCCGGAGGAGAUCUCCAAGCUCAGGGCCUAUAUGAAGGAGCUGGGGGCUCAGAUGGAGGAACAGAAGCUGGCCUUGUCCUCUCCGCGUGCCAGCUUCCAGGCGGUGGGCCAUGGCAGCCCCACCAAGAGCAUCAUCGACUACACCCUGGAGAAGGUGAACGAGGCCAAGAGCCUGAUCGAUGACUCCAAGAGGCAGAUCAACAUGGACAUAAAGAAGGAGAGGCUCAACCACUCGACGGAUCGUGAGGACAAGUCGCAACGCGAAAGCCACCUGGUUCCAUUCCUGCCGUUCUCCUGCCAGUUCUGCAAGGAGACCUUCCCAGGACCCAUCCCACUGCACCAACAUGAGCGCUACCUGUGUAAGAAGAACGAGGAGAUCAACCACCUUCAGCCCAGCGAAGACGUGUCUCUCAGCCACAGGGGAGUGUUCCCCUCAGACCAGCAGGCCUCCCUGCUGUCCUCUCUUUCAGAGAGGGGCGCCACCAGCCCCGCCAACCCCUUCAAGGACCACAUGUCAGUGCUCAAGGCCUACUUCGCCAUGAACACAGAACCCAACUCAGAGGAGUUGCUGAAGAUCUCCAUCGCAGUCGGCCUUCCGCAGGAGUUCGUCAAGGAGUGGUUCUCCCAGUGGAAGAAUCAGCAGCAACAACAACAACACAACAAGGGCAAUGCCAACCCCAGGAAGCAGUCACCGCCGCCAGAGCGGAGCAGUGCAGAGGAGCGCAGGCACCACAGGCUAACCAGGUCACCAAUGUCCACGGCGCAACACGUGGACCGUAUCAUGGCACUCGCUGAUUUACACGGUGGCAACACCAACGGUGACCGUGACGCUCUCCACAGACACUCAGAGGCCAACCAGUUCACAGCAAACAGGCAGACGGGUGACAAACCACUAGACCCCUUGAACCAACUUAGAAGCAGAACUCCAUCUCCUCUAAAUCUCUCCUCCACUUCUUCUAAAAACUCCCAGAGCAGCUCGUACACUCCAAACAGCCUGGCCUCUGAAGGGGAUGGCCAUGGGGGGGACGCACCGUUGGACCUUUCUCUGCCAAAACACAUGAUGAGCAACAGCAUCUCACUGGGAGAAAAGAGGUCCGAACCAAACGGCUACGUCUCAGACUGCAACGGUGACCACCACCAUUCCAGCCGGGAGCAGGGUACUGAGCCCAUGGACUUGGCCCACAUCAAGAAGGAAUUCCUGGGCUCGGAGAGAGACAACAGAGGCAACCGCGGACACCAGAUGGAGAAGAGUGUCAGCCCCAUCUUUGGCAUCAACCCCUUUGGUGGUGGUCACAUGUACACAUCUCUGCCCCCACAUGGAGCAUUCCCCCCGCCUAGCUUCAUGCAGGCCCAGGCCAGCAUCCCAGGCCUGAGGCCAUACCCAGGGCUGGAUCCAAUGAGCUUCCUGCCCCACAUGGCCUACACUUAUGCAACUGGGGCGGCUACAUUCGCUGAAAUGCAACAGAGGUCGAGGAAGUACCAACGGAAACCAGGUUUCCAGGGGGAGCUAUUGGACGGCACUGUGGACUAUCUGUCAGGCCUGGAGGACCUGACAGACGAAUCCCUCCUCUCCCGGAAGAAGAUUAAGAAGACAGAAAGUGGUAUGUACGCGUGUGACUUGUGCGACAAAACAUUCCAGAAGACCAGUUCCCUCCUAAGACACAAAUAUGAACACACAGGAAAGCGACCACACCAGUGCACGAUCUGUAAGAAGGCCUUCAAACAUAAGCACCACCUCAUCGAGCACUCUCGCCUGCACUCUGGAGAAAAGCCAUACCAAUGUGACAAGUGUGGCAAGCGCUUCUCUCACUCAGGCUCCUACUCCCAGCACAUGAACCACCGCUACUCCUACUGCAAGAGGGAGGCCGAAGAGAGGGAGGCAGCUGAGAGGGAGGCGGAGGAGAGGGAAGCCUGGGACAAGGGCCAGGGCCCCAUGGAGCCCACAGAGCUACUGAUGAGGAGGGCCUACCUACAGGGUCUGGGGCCGUUGGGCUACUCAGACCCCGAGGACCAGCUGGAGAACGGGGACGACACCAUCCUGAGGGAUGGCACGGAAGGAGGAAUGAGGGGAGGACGAGGACAGAGGGAAGUGGACGAGACGUAUGAGGAGGUGACAGACAGACGAGAGGCGGGAAGUUUCAGGGAAGGAGAGGACGAGGGUGACGGAAGGAUGGACACAGCGAGGGAUGACGAGGGGAAAGGUGCAACGCAUUCGAUGGAUGACAGUUCAACAGAAGGGAAAAGAGACACCAAGUCAGACCAUUAGGAAGCAGAUUAAAUCAAUUCUGCAGUCAGUCAAAAAAUAAUAUUGCAGAAAAUAUUUGUCGUGAUGGUUUGUUUCAUUUCCUUUUCCCAUUCUUCCAGCAAACAUGAAACUUGCUUUGUUUUCAGAAGGGCACUGCAGUGGCUAAGUCAAGCAACUUGUAGCUUCUCAGAAGCUCAUAAUGAUGGACUCAUGGAAUGUGGUGACUGACUGCCAACAUCAGAGUUGAGAUGACAAGCUGGGUGGUAUUAUUUAAGAAUCAACAUUAUGAUGUAAUAAUGAUUACCAUUAUAAUAAACAAAUUAAAUGAAGCUGUCUUUAAUGUACAGUGUUAAAUAAGGCCUAAAAGCUGUGUGGUGCUAUAAUGUUGUUAACCCUUGUGUUUUAUUGUGUUCAUACCCCAAACCAGGAAAUUGCACUCUGCCCAUUUAAUCACUACAAAAACAAUAAAAAACUAUUUAAAAAACCCUAUGUAUAUUUAUACCGUGCUUGAAGACUUGGUAGCAGUCCGUCAGUGUUGUACUUUGUCUACUACUUACUGUGAUGUCCUUGGUUCUACCCUCCCUUUUGCUCGGCAAACUAACCACACCAUUUUUUGUCUUUAUGUGAAGGAAACUUUAAACCUGUGUGAUUUUGUCUUAAAAUGGACUGGAAUGAAAUGACAGAAUGAAAUAGAGAAUUGUGAAAUUACGAAGGGCUCCAUAUGACAGACAAGAGACUUAGUAUGUUUUAUUUUCUCAAGAGAAAGCCUUAUAUGCAAACCUUUUCACCUGUGCGUUUCUGCAAGUGCCAUCCCUGUACAGUGUAAAAAUCAGAGUUUACUUGUAUUAUCUUUGCUCUGGCUUCAGUAUUAAAUCAAUAUUUCACCUAGUUUUUCAAAGUACCUAUGUCAGUAUUAGCAUCGUUAGAGACAGCAGUUCGUUAGUUUACAUGUUUGUGCAAUUUUAUGUAUUUUUCAUUACCUUUUUUCAGUUUUACUUUUGUUUUUGUAGAUUUUUUUCCCAAGCAUAAAUUACAUUUCAAUCAAAUUUUAAGAUUGCCAUUUUAUUUAUGUGACUCAUUUUAUAUUUCCUAAUUGUAUUUAUUUCAUACUGUAGUGUACAGUAUUAUAGUUCCUCAACAAAUAUAUUUUAGUAAAGGAUUCUGUCAUUGACUAUUGGAGAAAAUCAUCAAUAGAGAGCACUCUAUGGUAUUUGGAAAAACAGUCAUUGUUAAAAUUGUCAAUUUUGUUCUUAUCAUUUUAUUUCCUUUAAACUACUGGAAAUUUGAAAUUUGGGGAACUUUUGAUACAAUAUUGUGAAAACACUGUAUUUUUUGACAAUAAAAAAUCCACUUUAGUCAUCCAGGUAAAGAGAUUAAGAUAGAGGGGGUGUUGAUGGAAAAUUCCUAAAAUGUCUUAAGUAGGCUAUUAUUGAAUUUUUUAUUUCUCUUGGAAAUGACCUCAAAUAAAUGUAGCCAAAAUAAAUUUGAAUAAAGCUGUGUUAUUCUUCUUGUA
This is a messenger RNA of Oncorhynchus tshawytscha (Chinook salmon), 5982 nucleotides long. RefSeq names its product zinc finger E-box-binding homeobox 2. Lineage: Eukaryota; Metazoa; Chordata; Actinopteri; Salmoniformes; Salmonidae. Gene Ontology annotation, molecular function: DNA-binding transcription factor activity, RNA polymerase II-specific; RNA polymerase II cis-regulatory region sequence-specific DNA binding. The transcript has 9 exons. The coding region runs from base 753 to 4490 and encodes 1245 amino acids. The record is from RefSeq and is a predicted model, not a curated record. Gene Ontology annotation, biological process: regulation of transcription by RNA polymerase II; anatomical structure development.